Leptopilina heterotoma is the source of this 2453-nucleotide messenger RNA. Its product is annotated as sodium/potassium-transporting ATPase subunit alpha-like. The record is from RefSeq and is a predicted model, not a curated record. Lineage: Eukaryota; Metazoa; Arthropoda; Insecta; Hymenoptera; Figitidae. Gene Ontology annotation, biological process: intracellular potassium ion homeostasis; intracellular sodium ion homeostasis; proton transmembrane transport. Bases 1 to 2424 code for a protein of 807 amino acids. The transcript is spliced from 3 exons. Gene Ontology annotation, cellular component: membrane. Gene Ontology annotation, molecular function: P-type sodium:potassium-exchanging transporter activity; ATP binding; ATP hydrolysis activity.
AUGUAUGGAGGUUUCGCUGGACUUUUGUGGACUUGCGCUGUAUUAUGUUUCCUUUUGUAUGGUAUUAGUGUUCUAACUGACGAUCCACACGGAGAGGGAAUACAAUGGUUCGGAGUGAUAAUUAUUCUAAUUUGCAUAUUAUCCGGAUUGUUCGCAUACAUUCAGGAAAGUAAAAACAGCAAAGUAAUGGAAUCAUUUACAAAAAUGGUUCCUACUUUUGCAAAUGUAAUUCGCGAAGAAGAGAGGGUGCAAAUUUUAACCGAAGAACUUGUGGUGGGAGAUUUAGUGGAAAUACGUCUUGGUGACAAAAUUCCGGCCGACAUUAGAAUAAUUCAAUCCCAAAGUCUUCGGGUGGAAAAUUCAAGUAUUACAGGAGAGAGUGAACCAUUGACAAGAACCGAUUAUCCAACGGAUUACAAUAUCCUUGAAAGUCAGAACGUAGCAUUUUUCUCAUCCUUUGCGGUUGUUGGUGAAGGAAAGGGAAUUGUAAUAGCGACAGGAGACAAUACAAUGAUUGGUCGCUUAGCUGGUCUAACAACUCAUUUGACAAAAACAGAAACACCAAUUGCUAAGGAAAUUAGACAUUUUGUACGCGUCAUCACCUGUAUUGCCGUUAUUUUCGCAACAAUCUUCUUCUUCCUCUCACUUUUAAUUGAAGCCAAUUUUAUCACAGCCUUCACGUAUUUUCUCGGAAUUCUCAUUGCAAACGUACCCGAAGUUCUCCUCGUCACUGUCACUGCAUCCUUAACCCUAACAGCGAAAAAAAUGGCAAGUAAAAAUUGUUUGGUGAAAAAUUUAGAAGCCGUUGAAACUUUAGGUUCAACAUCAAUAAUUUGCUCCGAUAAAACGGGAACACUCACUCAGAAUAAAAUGACAGUGUCAAAUUUAUGGUUUGGAAAUGCGAGAUAUAAUUUCCCGGCUAAUCAAAUGUUAGGUGUGGAAAGGGAUUUACUGUUAGAAAAACCGGCAUUCAAUAUUCUAAUAAAAGAUGCAACUUUAUGUUUAAGAGCUUUCUUCAAAGCUGAUAAUUCACCAUUCGCAACAAUUGAAGAACGUGAAGUUGUCGGUGAUGCUUCAGAAACUGGAAUUCUGAAAUUCUGCGAGCACAUUAAACCCACAAGACCAUUUCAAGAGGCUUUUCAAAAAAUUGCCGAAAUACCGUUCAAUUCAAAUACAAAAUAUCAAAUGUCAAUUCAUCGUGAAGGCGAUGGGUAUUUGAUGAUUUUAAAGGGAGCGCCCGAAGUUAUUCUUGAAUCGUGUUCAACAAUUCUUGAUUCAAAUGGACAGACAAAAUCAAUGACGGCUGAAGAUUUAAAUGUUUCGCGUCGAGCUUGCGCUGAAAUGGGUUAUCUUGGAGAGAGAGUUUUAGCUUAUUGUGAUUUGACACUUCGGGGAACGAGUUAUGGACCAAAUUACAAAUUCGAUACGGAAACACCGGAGAAAUAUAAUUUUCCAACAAAGGGAUACAGGUUUGUUGGGUUGGUCAGUCUUCUGGAUCCUCCUCGUCCCAUGGUUUAUGACGCAGUACACAAAUGUCGAACAGCUGGUAUCAAGGUGAUAAUGGUAACAGGCGAUCAUCCCGUAACAGCAAUGGCAAUAGCAAAAAAAGUUGGAAUAAUCAGCGAGGGUCACGAAACAAAAUACGACAGAGCAAUUCUUCACGAAAAAACACUAUCCCAAAUAACAACAGAUCAUCCAGCGCAAGCAAUUGUUGUCACCGGUUCCGAACUUCGCAACAUGGACUCCAAUGAACUCGACGAAUUAAUAAAGGACUACGAGGAAAUUGUCUUCGCUCGUACAUCACCCCAACAAAAAUUAUUAAUAGUAGAAAGUUGUCAAAGACUAGGAGAAAUUGUCGCAGUAACCGGCGAUGGUGUUAACGAUUCGCCAGCUCUAAGAAAAGCGGACAUUGGAGUCGCUAUGGGUAUCACGGGAUCUGACGUGGCGAAAAAUGCCGCCGACAUGAUUUUAAUGGACGAUAAUUUUGCCUCCAUUGUAACGGGAAUUGAAGAGGGAAGAUUGAUUUUUGAUAAUUUGAAAAAAUCAAUUGCCUAUACUUUAACAUCAAGUGUACCUGAAAUGCUGCCAAUGUUAGUAAGUCUAUUGUUCUCAAUACCGUUGCCAUUUGUCAUUGAAUUAGUGCUCUGCAUCGACAUUGGAACCGAUUUAUUGCCAGCGAUUGCUCUUGCGUAUGAAAAAUCAGAAUCCGACAUUAUGCAUAGACCACCGAGAGAUCCAAAUCGAGAUAGAUUAAUUAAUCGAAGACUUAUUUCAAUGACUUACGGACAAAUUGGAAUGGUUCAAUCGGUUGCUGGUUUCUAUACUUUUUUCAUUAUUCUACUGUAUCAUGGAUUUAUGCCACUGGAUCUUAUUGGAUUAAGACAAGAUUGGGAGAAUAAAAAAGUUGUUCACCUAAAAGUAUAACGUAACUUACAGUACUUUUUACCUAAUUU